Molecule: messenger RNA, 849 nt
Organism: Trichoderma reesei QM6a
Lineage: Eukaryota; Fungi; Ascomycota; Sordariomycetes; Hypocreales; Hypocreaceae
Exons: 5
Coding region: 1-849 (282 amino acids)
Molecular function (GO): protein binding
Source: RefSeq, a predicted model, not a curated record
AUGAGUCUCAUGAUACGUCAGUUGCUUCGUCGCCUCGUAUUCCGAAGGACCGAGCAGAACCCAAGAUGCGCGAUCCUUCAGCUCCCCAUCGAGAUGAUUCUGCUCAUCUCUGAGUACCUCUCUGAAUACGAACGCAUCAUCCUUGUACAGACCUGCUCUUCGCUGCGGAUCAUUUUCAUCGACAACUACAAAGGAUGUGAGAAUAGCCGGCACCCUCUCUCAUCCGGUCAGCUCGACAUUGAUCAGCGCUCACGAUUCAUUCAUACCUUGGCCUACCGUCAACCCAAACUCUUGGCCUGCUAUUGGUGUUUGAACAUCCAUACCAUUGACAAGGAUGAUAUUCCAUCAUCCCAGCGCAAGUUCCACUGCCGUCACAAGCCAGAGCCCCCGUCGGACUACUUUUACUGGAAAUCCAUCAAAGACGUAUCUCCAAAGACUAUGGGAUGGCUUCAUACCAGGGCUCGAAUGCUCCAGACGCCCCGUGGAGGCCUUGAGCUCGCGAUACAUGCUGCUUUCAGGACCGGACAACGCAAAACUGGCUCUUGCUCCUACUGCGAGACGGACUUCGUGGUUGAGGCCUCCUCCGAGCGAACUGUCGUUCACGCAUGGCAACACCUUGGGGCCGAGGUCCCCUUGCUUGACAACGAGUCAUGGAAAUGGAUGACGCUACAUGUACGAGAAUCCCUCGACUUUUAUACUCAGCCUAUAAUUUUCGCCUCAAAGUUGGAACUAGCAAGUGUUGAAGCCUUUGACAUGAAGUAUUAUAGUACCGGCAAUGGUUUCCUGCACAGAAGUCGACGCCCAGAGAACGCAAAGGAAGUUGUGGACGUGCCACAUACUAGUACCUAG